This is a messenger RNA of Gastrolobium bilobum, 3963 nucleotides long. RefSeq lists its product as uncharacterized. NCBI's taxonomy places the organism in Eukaryota, Viridiplantae, Streptophyta, Magnoliopsida, Fabales, Fabaceae. The transcript has 23 exons. The record is from RefSeq and is a predicted model, not a curated record. Bases 111 to 3815 code for a protein of 1234 amino acids.
GAGACAAGUAAGAGAGAGAAGAGGGACUUUUGUGGGUCUCUCAUGCUUCAGUAGUCUCUUAUGUGAGCGAGCGAGCGAAUGAGUGCUAAACAAAUAAAGCUUUUUGAGUUAUGAUGUUCACCGAAGGCCUUGACAAAAAUGCACUUCGAUGGGUUAGAGAGAAGGAUGUUCCAUUCUCAAACACCACUUUGAGAUCUCGCAAUGAUCCCAUCAGUGGGAUGAAGAGUGGAAGUGGCAGAGGGUUUGGAUUACCACCUCCAGCAAAAUUCAGAAGUGGGCAUCUUCCUGCAAAUGCUAUCCCUGUGUCAACAGUUAUUCCGGCUGAGACCGGUGAUAGUGCUUCGGAUUCUGAUAAUGAUGCUAGCAUUGAUUCCGAGGAGGAAGUUUAUGGUGGCAGGUAUUCAUUGGAUUCUUCACCCCAAGACCAUAGAGUCCCCAAUGGUGCUGCUAGGAGAUAUGAGAACCUUAGUCAAAGGGGACCCCCCCGGUAUGGGAGUGAUUAUACAUACUCUGAGGUCAGUUCUUCCAGGGAAACACUGGUAGGGAGAGCCGGUGUUGCGAGGGACCCAUUGAUGAGGAGGGCCGCAAAUGUGAGGCAGAGUGGUUUCACUGAGGAAGAGUCGUCUGAUUCUGCUGCUAGCUCAGAGUUCUCUACCACGCAGGUAGGAAGUAUCAAUGGCACUCUGCCAAGAAAUAGGGCUUAUGUGUCAGAAGGGUAUGCUUCUAGUGUGCCUUCAAGGAUGAAUGUGCAAAGGGCUGCAGAAAAGAAUGGAAGAUUAUCUGAUGAUGACGAUGAUGACAUUCCCAGUGCGCCCCCAUUUUGUGGUUCUACGCAAGAGAUCAGACAAACACAUGAAGAAAAUCCCUCAUCUGGAGCACAUACUACUCCAAACCAAGCAAAAUCUAGUACUUUGAAAUCUAUGUCUGGUGAUAAGAUAGAGAACCAUGUUGGAGAUGGGAGCCCUGACCAAUUUGUUAGAACUGCUACUGGUUCAGAAGCUGCUGCAUCUUCAAAUUCACACCCACCUCGCCUUCCAACAUUUCAUGCAAGUGCUCUUGGGCCAUGGCAUGGAGUGAUUGCAUAUGAUGCUUGUGUGCGUCUUUGCCUUCAUGCUUGGGCAAUGCAGUGCAUGGAAGCUCCAAUGUUUUUGGAAAAUGAAUGUUCUUUACUCAGGGAUGCAUUUGGAUUGCGACAGGUGCUAUUACAAUCAGAGGAUGAACUUAUGGUGAAGUGCAAUGCAGAGCAUUCCAGUGAGGGUAUUGCUCCAAAACCCAAAAAACUUAUUGGCAAGAUGAAGGUGCAAGUACGUAAAGUCAAAAUGGGCCUGGACCCUCCUACUGGCUGUAGCAUGUCAUCACUAAUGACACAUAAAAUUAAAAUGGAAUCUGUGCGACACCAUUUCUUCAAUAUGCAGUCAACACUCUCUUCUGGAUGGCAAGCUCUCAGAAAAAUCCGAUUUGUCCCACGCUUGCCUGCAAAUGGUUCCCUGGCACGACAAAGCUUGGCAUAUGUGCAUGCCAGCACUCGCUACUUAAAGCAAGUGUCUGGACUCUUAAAAGUUGGUGUUACAACUCUCCGGAGCAGUUCAUCAUCCUAUGAAGUUGUGCAAGAGACGUACUCAUGUUUUUUAAGACUGAAAAGCAUAGUUGAAGAAGAUGCCAUUAGGUUGCAGCCUGGUUCUGGUGAAGCCCAUAUGUUUUUUCCAGAUAGCCUUGGGGAUGAUUUACUUGUUGAAGUACAAGAUUCUAAGGGAAAGCAUUUUGGCCGUGUUCUUGUUCAAGUGGCUUCUAUAGCUGAUGAUCCGGCUGACAAAUUACGCUGGUGGCCUAUUUAUCAUGAGCCAGACCAUGAGCUUGUGGGCAAGAUACAACUUUAUAUAAAUUAUUCAACAAGUACAGAUGACAAUAGUCAUCUCAAGUAUGGCUCUGUAGCAGAGACAGUUGCAUAUGACGUAGUUUUAGAAGUUGCAAUGAAAGUUCAGGGCUUUCAGCAAAGGAACCUAUUGUUACAUGGCCCAUGGAAAUGGCUUUUGACAGAGUUUGCAUCAUAUUAUGGGGUAUCAGAGAUAUAUACUAAGUUGAGAUAUCUAUCUUAUGUAAUGGAUGUGGCUACACCAACAGCCGACUGCCUUAACUUGGUGUAUAAUCUGCUAGCACCUGUUUUCAUAAAGGGCAAUAGCAAGACUUCCUUGAGCCACCAGGAGAACCGAAUACUAGGAGAGACCAAGGAUGAAAUUGAACAGAUUCUCACUCUUGUUUUUGAGAAUUACAAAUCACUUGACGAAUCAUCUUUCUCGGGUAUCACAGAGGUUUUCAGACCAGCAUCUGGUCAUUCGGCGCCUGCCUUGGAACCUGCUGUUAAACUCUACAAGCUUCUUCAUGAUAUCUUAUCUCCCGAGGCCCAAACUGCUUUCUGUCAUUAUUUCCAGGUUGCUGCAAAAAAGAGGUCCAGAAGGCAUCUGAGUGAAACAGAUGAAUAUAUUACAAAUAAUAAUGAAGGCAGUCUGAUGGAUAGCAUGACUAUGUCUACUGCUUACCAGAAGAUGAAAACCCUAUGCAUAAAUCUUAGAAAUGAAAUCUAUACUGAUAUCCAGAUUCAUAAUCGAAAUAUACUUCCUAGCUUUGUGGAUUUGCCAAAUCUUUCUGCUUCCAUAUACAGCACGGAGCUUUUCAGUAGAUUGCGAGCCUUCCUUAUAUCUUGUCCACCGACAGGCCCAUCAUCACCAGUAGCAGAACUUGUCAUUGCAACAUCAGAUUUUCAAAGGGAUCUUGUAAGCUGGAAUAUUAGUCCUAUCAAAGGUGGAGUGGACGCAAAAGAGUUGUUCCAUUUGUAUAUUCUUGUCUGGAUCCAAGAUAAACGUCUGUCUUUGCUCGAGUCAUGCAAAUUAGAUAAGGUGAAAUGGUCAGGAGUUAGAACACAACAUUCUACUACUCCUUUUGUUGAUGACAUGUAUGAGCGGCUGAAGGAGACAUUGACAGACUAUGAGGUCAUCAUUUGCCGCUGGCCAGAGUAUACCUUGGUUUUAGAGAACGCCAUUGCUGAUAUUGAAAAGGCCAUCGUGGAAGCUUUAGACAAACAAUAUGCAGAUGUAUUGUCUCCUCUCAAAGAAAGCAUGACUCCUAAGAAAUUUGGGCUUAAAUAUGUCCAGAAACUUGCCAAACGGUCUACAUGCGCCUAUGUGGUUCCUGACGAGCUUGGAGUUCUUUUGAAUUCCUUGAAGAGAAUGCUUGACAUCUUGCGUCCCAGGGUUGAAUCACAGUUCAAGUCAUGGGGUUCUUGCGUUCCAAAUGCUGGAAAUACAGCACCUGGUGAGCGACUUAGUGAAGUAACAGUGAUGCUGAGAGCAAAGUUCAGGAACUACCUGCAAGCUAUUGUGGAGAAACUCGUGGAGAAUACAAAGUUACAGAAUGCCACAAAAUUAAAAAAGAUUCUUCAAGAUUCCAAGGAAACUGUGGUUGAGUCUGAUUUAAGAAGUAAAAUGCAGCCACUGAAAGACCAGUUGACUAAUACCAUAAGUCACCUUCACAGUGUCUUUGAGACUCAUGUUUUCAUUGCUAUUUGUCGAGGUUAUUGGGACCGUAUGGGACAGGAAAUUUUAAGUUUCUUGGAGAACAGAAAAGAGAAUAGAUCGUGGUACAAAGGUUCAAGGGUGGCUGUUUCUAUUCUGGAUGAUAUCUUUGCCUCUCAGAUGCAGCAGCUUCUAGGAAAUGCAUUACAAGAGAAAGAGCUUGAGCCACCUAGAUGCAUCAUGGAAGUUCGUUCCAUGCUAUGCAAGGAUGCUCCCAAUCACAAGGACAACACUUUUUACUAUUAGGCCAAUACAUGUAAAUAUGAUGAGAGAGGGAAUACCGGGUAAAAAGAGAAGAAUCAAAUGGAUCACCAAUUUUGUAGCAGGAGCAAGCAACUCAACUGCUCUUAGAAUGAUCAAUGUGCUCUUCAAUGAGAAUAGUACUUUUUCAACA